Messenger RNA from Adineta steineri, 543 nucleotides. The record is from the annotation of a GenBank genome assembly. Lineage: Eukaryota; Metazoa; Rotifera; Eurotatoria; Adinetida; Adinetidae.
AUGGGUUACGAUCGUCAAACAUCUCCAUUUGUCACCCGACUUUUAUUAACAGUUUAUUGUUUAUUUUUAUUAGUGAAUGUAUUACUUUAUGCAAAUAAUGUUCAUCGUUUACGAAAAGAAAAAUAUAAUUUUGAAUGUGAAUAUGAAAUUGUAUUUUUAGGUAUUGUAAGUAUAUUAAUAUUUUCAAUAAAUUUUUAUGGAAUAUGGUUUGCAAGAAUAAUUAUACUUUGUUUUAUGAUAUUUUUAUUUUCAAUGUUAUUGGGUACAACAAUAAUAUCACUUCUUUUAAUAAUAACAAAUGUUUUACCAAUUGAUUCACAAAUAUUUUUAUCAUUAAAAACUUCAAUUUAUUUUCAACAUAAUUAUAUUUGGUUAAUAAUAACACCAAGUCAUUUAUUAUAUAAAAUUAGUUUACCAAUAAGUUGUUUAUUAAAUAUAUUUGCUUUAUGUGGAACAUGUCAUUUAUGUUCAUGUAUUGAACAUCGACAACAAUCUUGGCCUUAUAGAAAAAGAUCACAACAUUCAUCUCAUACAACUAUUUAA